AUGGGUACGGGAAAAGGCGGUGGCGAUAAUGUGGUCGUCGCCGUACGUGUACGACCAUUCAAUGAUCGAGAGAAAAGCCGUAAAGCUCAACUCGUCAUUGAGAUGCCCGAUGGACAACGAACAUGUAUACGGGAUCCAAACAAUCCAUCCGAUGAGAAAUGGUUCACAUUCGAUCAUUCCUAUUGGUCACAUGACGGAUUUCAGGAGGAAUCUAACGGUUAUUUUUCCCCAGUGAAUGAUCGAUACGCGGAUCAGAAACGCGUCUUUGCCGAUUUGGGGAAAGGAGUGUUGGAGAAUGCAUGGGCUGGCUAUAACUGCUCUUUAUUCGCGUACGGACAGACAGGAAGCGGAAAAAGUUACUCGAUAGUUGGAUUUAAAAAUAAUAAAGGUCUCGUACCCACAGUAUGUGAAGAAUUAUUCAAAAAUAUCGAAGAAAAGAAGGAUCAAGGUGGCCAAUAUGAGGUGUUCAUCUCUAUGUUCGAGAUUUACUGCGAAAAAAUAAGAGACUUGCUGUCUUCGAAAGAGCCACCGAAAGGCGGAUUGAAAAUUCGUGAACAUCCGAAGACAGGAUUCUAUGUUGAGAAUCUGUCCAGUUCACCGGUGAACUCCUAUAAGGAAAUCGAAGCGAAAAUCGAUGAAGGAACAAAAAAUCGAACAAUCGCCGCCACGAACAUGAAUGCUACCAGCAGCAGAGCGCAUACAAUCGUAAAGCUGUUGUUCGUGCAGAAAUCACCGAAAUCAAGUGGUGGAACAACAACGAAAAAAUCUGAAAUCAAUCUUGUGGAUUUGGCUGGAAGUGAACGUCAAAGAGAUGCGGGAACAGAAGGGGAUCGUAUGAAAGAAGGAAUUGUGAUCAAUCAAUCGUUAUCGACACUUGGACGAGUGAUCAAAGCUUUACAUGAACAGCAAGGGAACAAGGGAAAAAAGGUUCAGAUCCCUUAUCGUGAUUCAGUCCUUACAUGCCUCCUGAAGAACGCUCUCGGUGGGAACAGUAAGACUAUUAUGAUAGCUGCAAUUUCACCAGCUGACAUAAACUAUGAGGAGACACUCUCCACGUUGAGGUUUGCGGAUCGUGCUAAAUCGAUAAAGACGAACGCUGUGGUGAAUGAGAAUCAAACAGAACGUAUAAUGAGAGAACUACGAGAGGAAAAUGAACGACUUCAGAAACAACUGAAAGCCGGUGGAGGUAGCGAUGACAAUGAAGAGAUCGAAUCAUUACGACGUCAACUCGAACAAAAUCAAAAGGAAAUGGCCGAACUUGAGAAGACAUGGCAAGAAAAAGUGGCUGAGGAAGCGGCAAAACACAAUACAUCAGCGGAACGAAUGGCGAUAAUGAAACAACGACAAGAAAUCCCACAUCUAUGGAAUCUGAACGAGGAUCCGGCGCUGACCGACGUCAUCGUACAUUUUCUACCACCUGGCGUAAUUACUAUAGGAAACAAAACAGCCGAUCCGGCACCGAUGGUUCAACUGAACGGACUUUCAAUUCUUCCACAACAUGCGGUUGUGGAGAAUACAAAGAAUAAAAAACUGAUCAUCACAGCAUGUGAAGGCGCUGAAGUGCUUGUGAAUGGAGAAAAAUUGACGAAACCCAAGCAACUUUCACAAAAUGACAGACUUUUAUUCGGCGGCAAUCAUCUCUACGUCUUCAAUAAUCCGAACAAAAAAGGAGCUCGUAAGGAUAUCACGUACGAGGAGGCGCAAAAGGAAAUCGCUAAAGGUGCCGGAAUUGGGAUCCCCGGCGAAGGUGGCAAAAGCAAAGCCGAUCUUAUCCUGGAAGAGGAGCUCAUCUCAACUAUGCCGUUGGUCUACCGUGCGAACGCUAUGGCUGUGGAGCUGAGGCGUAACGUUAAAUUCGAAUUAGUGCUCGUCUCGCCGGAAAUGAGAGGUCUUCAGGAGGGACUUACUGAGAUUUGGGUAAGUGUCCAUAAUCUAACGGAAGAUACACGAUUCAUGUGGGAGAAAGCACGAUUUAUGAAUCGUUACUACGGUAUGCAGGAAAUGUACGAGAAUAAAGUGGAUGGAGAAGAAUGGAACAUGUCAAAAGAUCGUGAUCCAUUCUACGAAGCACCGGACUCGAAGAGUUUGCUCGGAUCGGCUAUCGUAUUCCUACAGCCACUUGCGUAUCUUAUGGAUUCCGAGGAAACCUAUCCUAUCAUGGAUUUCACAGGAGAAGAACUUGGAGAAAUGUCCGUGCUUUUGACACCAUGCAAUUCAUCCGGAAAAGAACUUAUUGGAGAUUAUGUGGAUGAUCCAAAGGAGUUGAUUGGCAGGAACUAUGGUUUUAUGGUGAAGAUACAAUCCGCCCGAGGUCUCCCACGCCGAAUCGACAAGAGUUCCUGUAAGUAUCGAUUUUUCGAUGGGAAAGAAGUAGAAACACCACUUAUCACUGGCAAUAAUCCUUCAUACAUGCACGAUCAGACUUUUCAGUACAAAUCAGUGUCACCUGAGUUAGCAGACUAUCUUCUUAACGCUAAUCUCUGGAUCACAUUGUGGGGAACGCAAAGACCGAGACAGCUACCCCAACGUGACAACAGAAGAAGCUCUUCGGCAGUGAGCGCUGAAGGAAAACGAUCAACGAGAAAGAAGAAGGUCCCAAAGGCACCUAAACCAGCGGAUGAAGAAAUCGUUCUCGAUAAGUCAGCUGAACUGGGAUCAGAACCUAAAACCCCGAAGAAGAAAUCCUCAUCAAAAACAAGACGCCCUAAGAGGGCAACAUCCGCAUCAACUCAGUGA
Molecule: messenger RNA, 2736 nt
Organism: Necator americanus (New World hookworm)
Lineage: Eukaryota; Metazoa; Nematoda; Chromadorea; Rhabditida; Ancylostomatidae
Exons: 25
Coding region: 1-2736 (911 amino acids)
Biological process (GO): microtubule-based movement
Molecular function (GO): microtubule binding; ATP binding; microtubule motor activity
Source: RefSeq, a predicted model, not a curated record